GUGGCCCCGGCCUGGCGCGUCCAUCCCGGGGGGCGGCUCGGACGCCUGUUUGCAAACAGCCGCGGCUUCUCCGCGCCCCGGACAGUCCCGCGGGGUCCCGGGGCAGGGCCGGCUGGGCAGCGCCGGGCGCCGGGUGCGGGCCCGGAGAGCGGCCGGCGGCUCUCGGCGGCCGGGAACCACCUUGGGCGUCUUAUUUUAGGUGAAAUUUCAUCGCCUGCUGCUAUAGCUCAUCCCUGCCGCCUCCUGUUACCUUUUUGCCUCCGAGUGUGGUCGGCUCUGCAGAAAGCCCCGUCCCGGCUUUGCAAUGUUAAGUUUCCGAGCUGCUCGGAUCAGCAGAGCAUACUGAGUCAGCGGGACUGGCUGGCGGUGCAGUAAGCAUCAUGAGUGAGCAUAUGGGUGUCUGUUCCUUAUCACACGAGUAAGGGGAAAAGGUUUAAGCAAAUCUCUCUAGUGGUGUUUCCUUACCGAUGGAGAAUUAUUUUCAGGCAGAAGCCUUCAACCUGGACAAGGUGUUAGACGAAUUUGAACAAAACGAAGAUGAAACAGUUUCUCCUAUCUUAUUGGAUACAAAGUGGAAUAAGAUUCUAGAGUCACCAUCUCACCGACUCUCAUUUAACAACUCCUCGUUGGCCAGUGUGAAUGAACCUGCAAUUCCUAAUGAGUCACAACCUCAACUAAAAGUCUUCUCCCUAGCUCAGUCAGCUCCUCCAGACACAAAGGGAGAGGGUCAUUCUGCUAAUGGACAGGACUGUAGUCUGAAUACAGAGGUUACCACGAUGUGGAUUGAUGAAAGUGCCGUUCCAGAAGAUCAGUUAAUCAAGAGGAACUGUAAUCGAGAUGAUCAAUGCAGUAUUGCUGAAGCAGGAGAGAAAAAAUGUGGAAACCUAGCUUGUUUGCCAGAUGAUAAGAAUGUUCUUGUUGUAGCCGUUAUGCAUAACUGUGAUAAAAGGACACUACAGAGCGAUCUGCAGGGGUGUAAUAACUAUAAUGGUCAAUCCCUUAUGGAUGCUUUUAGCUGCUCACUGGACAAUGAAAAUAGACAAACUGAUCAAUUUAAUUUUAGUAUAAAUGGGUCCACUGAGAAAGACAUGAAUUCAGAAAAACAAGUGGACCCUUUAAAUAGACCAAAUACAGAGGGAGAUUCUGUGAAACAUCUCUGUUCUGCUGCAUCUGAUAUUCUAGCCAGUGGUGGUUCCCUUGUGCAGUCAAAGGAUGAUGAAAAUACAGAUAAAGACUCCUCCACGUCUGCAGUUACGAGUUUGACAGUGGGUUCAGUGCUCUCGUCCCAGGGAGCAGAUGAAGGUCCUGCUGUUACAGAGCAAGAGGACUGCAUACCAGAGGAGGUUCCCACUGGCAACACCAACUCUGCUAGGAUAGAUCUAAAAAGCCCAAACUCCUUUUGCCAUUUGAAUGAGGAGAUUUUGAUGAAGAAAGAGCCAGCAGAGGAGAGGAAACCUGAAGAGACCGUUCAGUCUGAUCCACCCUUGCUUCUCAGAUCAGACAUGCCGAGUGGGUCUGGACGGGGAGACGAGUGUGAGCAGCUUCCAGAUAGCCUUGUGCCCGGAGAACUUAGAACUAACGAACAUGAAAGUUCUGAACGUGAAGAAAAUCUUGGCAUCACAAAACUUCCUAAUGUGACAAAACAUUUCUCUGAAUGUCAGGAGAUGACAAAUUGGAAAUUGACUCAACUAAAGGAGGUGAAUGACAGCCAAGUAAAUAAAGAAAAUGAGAAGUUUCCAAACUUGAAUCAGCUUGAGGUCGGUUGUAAUGAUAACGGAGGGUGUGAUAGGACGGCAGAAGCAGGUCUAGAUUUAAAAGGAACUUGCACGGAUGAAAGUGAAGGCUGUGAUUUCUCCACUGUUACGGAUACACCAGCAGCUGAUUCCUUAUCUAAUUGUGAUUCCUAUGGAAUGCAGAGCCCAGUUGUUUGUUUUGUUCCAAAGACUUUACCCUCCAAAGAAGAUUCAGUAACGGAAGAAAAAGAAAUAGAAGAGAGCAAGUCAGAAUGCUACUCAAAUAUUUAUGAACAGAGAGGAAAUGAAGCCACAGAAGGGAGUGGAUUACUUUUAAACAGUACUGGUGAUUUACUGAAAAAAAAUUAUUUACACAAUUUCUGUAGUCAGGUUCCAUCAGUGCUUGGGCAAUCUUCACCCAAGAUAGUUGCAAACUUGCAGUCUAUCAGUGUUCCUUUUGGUGGAGCAAGACCCAAGCAACCUUCUAAUCUUAAACUUCAAAUUCCAAAGCCAUUGUCAGACCAUUUACAAAAUGAUCUUCCUGCAAACAGCGGAAAUAACAUUAAAAACAAGAAUGAUGUUCUUGGAAAAGCAAAAUUAGGGGAAAACUCAGCAACCAAUGUAUGCAAUGCCUCUUUGGGAAAUGUCUCUAUUACUGAUACAAAUGGGGAACAUUUAGAAAGUUACGAGGCUGGGAUAUCCAGUAGACAGUGCCUUGCAUUAGCUCCAGAUAGCCCAGAUAACGAUCUUAGAGCUGGUCAGUUUGGAAUUUCUGCCAGAAAGCCAUUCACCACUCUGGGUGAGGUCGCUCCUGUGUGGGUGCCGGAUUCUCAGGCUCCAAAUUGCAUGAAAUGUGAAGCCAGGUUUACAUUCACGAAAAGGAGGCAUCAUUGCAGAGCAUGUGGGAAGGUUUUUUGUGCAUCCUGCUGUAGCCUGAAAUGUAAACUAUUAUACAUGGACAGAAAGGAAGCUAGAGUAUGUGUCAUCUGCCAUUCAGUGCUGAUGAAUGCUCAAGCCUGGGAGAACAUGAUGAGUGCCUCAAGCCAGAGCCCUAACCCUAACAAUCCUGCUGAAUACUGUUCUACUAUCCCUCCCUUGCAGCAAGCUCAGGCCUCAGGAGCCCUGAGCUCUCCACCUCCCACUGUGAUGGUACCUGUGGGAGUUUUAAAGCACCCUGGAGCAGAAGUGGCUCAGCCCAGAGAGCAAAGGCGAGUUUGGUUUGCUGAUGGGAUCUUGCCUAAUGGAGAAGUUGCUGAUGCAGCCAAAUUAACAACAAAUGGAACUUCCUCUGCAGGCACCUUGGCUGUGUCACAUGACCCAGUCAAGCCAGUAACUACCAGCCCUCUACCUGCAGAGACGGAUAUCUCUUUAUUCUCUGGAAGUGUAACCCAAGUUGGAAGUCCUGUUGGAAGUGCAAUGAACCUUAUUCCAGAAGAUGGCCUUCCUCCCAUUCUCAUCUCCACUGGUGUAAAAGGAGACUAUGCUGUGGAAGAGAAACCGUCACAGAUCUCAGUGAUGCAGCAACUGGAGGAUGGUGGCCCUGACCCACUCGUAUUUGUUUUAAAUGCAAAUUUGUUAUCAAUGGUUAAAAUUGUAAACUAUGUGAAUAGGAAAUGCUGGUGUUUCACAACCAAGGGAAUGCACGCCGUGGGUCAGUCUGAGAUAGUCAUUCUUCUACAGUGUCUACCAGAUGAAAAGUGUUUGCCGAAAGAUAUCUUUAAUCAUUUUGUGCAGCUUUAUCGGGAUGCUCUGGCAGGAAAUGUUGUGGGCAACUUGGGACAUUCCUUCUUCAGUCAAAGUUUCCUCGGCAGUAAAGAGCAUGGUGGGUUCUUGUAUGUGACCUCUACCUACCAGUCCCUGCAAGACCUGGUACUCCCGACCCCACCUUACUUGUUUGGGAUUCUCAUCCAGAAGUGGGAAACUCCCUGGGCUAAAGUAUUUCCCAUCCGACUGAUGUUGCGACUUGGAGCUGAGUAUCGAUUGUACCCGUGCCCGCUGUUCAGUGUCAGGUUCCGGAAGCCUCUGUUUGGAGAGACGGGACACACCAUUAUGAAUCUUCUUGCCGACUUCAGAAAUUACCAAUAUACGUUGCCAGUAGUUCAGGGAUUGGUGGUUGAUAUGGAAGUUAGGAAAACCAGCAUCAAAAUUCCCAGCAAUAGAUAUAAUGAGAUGAUGAAAGCCAUGAACAAGUCCAACGAGCAUGUCCUGGCUGGGGGCGCGUGCUUCAACGAGAAGGCCGACUCCCACCUCGUGUGCGUUCAGAAUGAUGAUGGCAACUACCAGACUCAGGCCAUCAGUAUUCACAACCAGCCCCGGAAGGUGACUGGUGCCAGUUUCUUCGUGUUCAGUGGCGCUCUGAAAUCCUCCUCAGGCUAUCUUGCCAAAUCCAGUAUUGUGGAAGAUGGCGUCAUGGUCCAGAUCACUGCCGAGAACAUGGAGGCACUGCGACAGGCGCUGCGGGACAUGAAGGACUUCAGCGUCACCUGCGGGAAGGCGGACGCCGAGGAGCCCCAGGAGCACCUCCACAUCCAGUGGGUGGAUGACGACAAGAAUGUCAACAAGGGUGUCAUCAGUCCAAUCGAUGGGAAGUCCAUGGAGUCUAUAACGAGUGUGAAGAUAUUCCACGGGUCAGAGUACAAAGCCAAUGGCAAAGUGAUCCGAUGGACAGAGGUCUUUUUCCUAGAAAACGAUGACCAGCACAGCUGCCUGAGUGACCCCGCGGACCACAGCCGACUCACCGAGCACGUGGCCAAGGCUUUCUGCCUGGCUCUCUGCCCGCACCUGAAGCUUCUGAAAGAAGACGGGAUGACCAAGCUGGGCCUGCGCGUGACCCUGGAUUCCGACCAGGUUGGCUAUCAGGCGGGGAGCAACGGGCAGCCCCUUCCCUCGCAGUACAUGAACGACCUGGACAGCGCUCUGGUGCCGGUGAUCCACGGAGGGGCCUGCCAGCUGAGUGAGGGCCCCGUGGUCAUGGAACUCAUCUUUUAUAUCCUGGAGAACAUCGCCUAGACAGGAGGACGCCAUCGGUUUCUGUUCAGACCUCUUGCAGCAGCAGUCACACUCAAACCAUUUGCACUUUAGAACUGGAAGAUCAUUAAGCUUUUGUUAACACUAUUAAUGGGGGGAUAGGGGUGGGAGGUGGGGAAUCGGGAUGGGAGAGGGGGGCUGGGGGGACAGAUGUUCCAUAAUUCUAAGUCUUCUAUGCAUUGUCCACCAAAAAGAUCUGGGCAGCUUCUGUUACUGCACAAAGUCACGCUAUCUUCGCAGCUAACCCCCUGUUACUGUUUAGACGAGAAUUCUGCUCCUCCUCCUUUUCCAGACCCACCUGCAGAGAUGUUCAAAUGGGUACAUCCACGGGUACGCCCACAGCCACGGGAGGGGCGGGAGGCAGAGGGGAAAUAAAAACCGAAGCAUCAGUCUUGCA
Sorex araneus (European shrew) is the source of this 5157-nucleotide messenger RNA. It is a transcript of the gene ZFYVE9, whose product is annotated as zinc finger FYVE-type containing 9. Gene Ontology annotation, cellular component: early endosome membrane. The record is from RefSeq and is a predicted model, not a curated record. The transcript is spliced from 19 exons. Gene Ontology annotation, molecular function: metal ion binding. NCBI's taxonomy places the organism in Eukaryota, Metazoa, Chordata, Mammalia, Eulipotyphla, Soricidae. Gene Ontology annotation, biological process: endosomal transport. The coding region runs from base 468 to 4742 and encodes 1424 amino acids.